AUGGUCAAUCACAAUUCAAGAGGCUUGGUGAUGGACUUGGUGGAUGCCGGUGUAUAUGAAAAGGAUUUUGAGUUAGUUUGGGCAAACAAAAGAAAUGUUGACGGAGGUGAUGAUGAACCUUCUUCUUCAUAUACUCCGUAUACACCGGAUGCAUCUAGUGCUAUAGAUAAACCUAUAACAAAACCAGAAUCUACAGGUUGUUGCGACUCAACAUCUACUACCCCAGAAUUAUCAACAGUAACACCAAUGACUAUUAUAACAACAAGUGCAAUUACCGCCACGUCAUCUAUUCCUACACAAACCUUUCAAGACGCCUCUGAUAGGUCUACAUUGAUGUCUUCCAUAUCAAGUUCAACUUGUUUUCCUAGCAGUACAUCCUCCAUAUCAACCCCAACCAUGGACGCCCUAACCUCUUCUCCAACAUCAACUUCAAAAUUAAGCCCGAACACAACUAUAACGAGCACAGCUACUAGUACUAUGAAUGCUACUACUCUUAGUGAAAAUAACUCUACAUUUUCCCCGCUCUCAGAUACCCAAGGCACGUUCACGAAACAUGAACAUACAUCUUCCACUCUGGCGGUGACUGUAAGUGUUACAGUCAUUGUCAGUUUAAUUGCGUUGGGUGUUGUAGCAUUUCUUGUUAGGAGGACAUUAAGGAAGCAAAGUAGGAGAAAUGAGGAAUUGGAGGAAAGGGGCGAGAAACCAAAUACGGGGUUAGAAGCCUUUGUUACAGGAAUGGGUAUCAGGAAGAGCGAAAACGGAGGUAGUGGAGGAGAUACCGAAGCGCCUCGGCCGGAGAUGAAAAGGAAUCCAUCAGUUUCCACAUCAGAAGUCGGAAACGAAGCAACACUGGAUCGAGCGGAAAUGGAAACUGUAAGGGCACGCUCAACUGUAAGUUCAGGAUGGGGAGAUGGACUAUCUAUUCAUUCACUCGAAUUGAACGAAAAUGAACCAGUUCAAGGUUUAAGCAUCCGUCCUCAAACUCGAUCGCCUCCCAGUCGAAAUGAAUAUGAUAGCGACAUAAAUUCUUAUUAUGAGACAUCGAAAUACGGUCACGAUCCCUUCGCCGAUCCGGAACCUGAAAUUGGGAAUGUAAAUGUGGUUCCGGGGUUUCAACCAAUCAAUUUACCAAAUUUGGAUUUCGACAGAUAUCGCGGUGAUACAAAUCCAACUUCUCCUGGAGAUUUGACGAGAGAUUAUCUCCGGAAUAAAAAUGCAAUAUUGAGUGGGAGAAGGGAACCAAGUGUCACUAGUGAAACGGAUAUAUUAGAAAGGCAACGGGAAAUGGAGGGGGCAGAUAGUGGUGAAAUUACUGAACAGCCGAGGACAGGAAGAUGGUCGAAUCCUUUUACGGCGAGGGAAAAGAGGGGGACGAGAGCUUAUGAGGAGAUGGGUGGAGAGGAAAGGAGGGAAGGGAGGUGGAGGGAUGCGAGGAGUUGGGUUAAGGGGCAGGUGGAGAGGGUUAAGGAUAGGUGA
Messenger RNA from Sclerotinia sclerotiorum 1980 UF-70, 1476 nucleotides. RefSeq lists its product with no specific name. The transcript is spliced from 2 exons. The record is from RefSeq and is a predicted model, not a curated record. Lineage: Eukaryota; Fungi; Ascomycota; Leotiomycetes; Helotiales; Sclerotiniaceae. Bases 1 to 1476 code for a protein of 491 amino acids.